AUGGGCCGGGUUCGGUUCAAAUCAACGACCCCCAUACAGAAGGAUGAUUUGGAGCCGUGGUGGAUGAAAUACAGACCUCGAAGCUUGGACGAGGCUGCUAUGCACAAGUCCAAGAUUCGGGAGAUUCAGGAGGCACUGGAAAGCCAAAGUCGAAUGGUGAUUGUUGGUGGGCCCACAGGGGCGAGCAAAUCGACCGUAGUUCGGUUAAUUUUAGAGGACCUGGACCGGAAAAUACUCGAAUGGCAUGCACCAGAAACCAGUGUCGGAGAUACGUCUCUUAUAGACUCGUUUGGCGACUUUUUGGUGGGCGCUGCUCUGCAUGGGCCCUCCGCCGUAGUGUUUGUCGACGAGCUGCCCAACCUUCUUCACGAAACGACGUUUUUUGGAUUCCAGAAAGCGAUUGAGUAUUAUUUAUCGGCCAAAGACGUCCCGCAGUUGAUAGUGUCUUUUACAGAGACGGAGAUUUCUGCAGACUACCGAGAGCAUAUUGUCGUGACUCGGGUGUUUGCCCCGUUCUUAGAUCGGUCAGACGUGUGCCACAUCAAAGUGAAUGCAGUGAAUGCGACACUCAUGAAAAAAGUCCUGAACCAUGUUGCUUCUGAGGAGGUGCCUAAACGAACACCUGCUGUGUCGGGGGCCAUCCAGGCCCUAGCGACCACUGGCGAUAUUCGGUCCGCUCUGAUCCAGUUCGAAUUGUGGCUCAGGGGAAAUGCGGCCAGCUUACCUGGAGCCCGAGAUUCAACCACCGGGUUUUUCCACAGUAUUGCCAAAAUUAUUUAUGGAACACAGAGCACGAUUGAAGCGGUGGUAGAGGCCCACAGUGAAGACAUGGGCUCGUUCAAUCUGACUCUAUUGGAAAACUAUACCAAAGCCCAUCAUCAAAGACUCACACUAGAAGCUGCUACAUUGUGCUCUGAGUGGCAGAGUGUGGCUGAUCUCUCGCAAGAGCUUCAACCUUUGGCAAUUUACGGAGUGGCCAAUGUAGUUGCUGAGACCGAGCCUGAUCCAGCGCUUUCAAAGUCUUUUCAAGCCCUCAGUUUCACACCACUUCAGAAAUCAAACAGCGAGCGGGCUCAAGCCCACUCAAAAAUACAAACUUACAUUGCCCGUCAAAGACGGGCAGGCGACAACCUCUCGUUCAACGAAGCACUUGUUCAAAUAGAAUGCUUGUGCGACGACAAGCGAAACGUCCAGCUGGACUGGAGUGACUCAGAUUCGGACUCCGACUGGUAA
Messenger RNA from Wickerhamiella sorbophila, 1233 nucleotides. RefSeq names its product Checkpoint protein RAD24. Gene Ontology annotation, molecular function: chromatin binding. Gene Ontology annotation, biological process: DNA damage checkpoint signaling; mitotic DNA replication checkpoint signaling; DNA repair. The transcript has a single exon. The record is from RefSeq and is a predicted model, not a curated record. Lineage: Eukaryota; Fungi; Ascomycota; Dipodascomycetes; Dipodascales; Trichomonascaceae. The coding region runs from base 1 to 1233 and encodes 410 amino acids.